AUGGCUUCAUGCAAUACGGACUUUGACCAUCGUGCCAGAACUGCCGAAGAUGUCAUGGUGACUGCUGGUGAGAAGCCACUGGAGCCGGACGUCGGAGAGGUCGAGCACGCCCGGCCACGGAAACGGACGUGGAGAGCGUGCGACAAGUGCUCUAUACAGCGCGCAAGAUGCGACGGCGCCCACCCCUGCCGCCGGUGUGAAGGUGAGUCCGUUCCCCAGGUCUUCCACCCAAAGGACGCAUACGCAGAAGGCUGGCUAAACAUCUCAGACUAUGGGUAUACGUGCUCCUAUGACAGGCCGGUCAAGAAACGUGGUCGCACGCGCAUGUCCACGCUGGCUGAGAUCAAUGUUGCCACAGCUGGAAGAGAGAGUCUGGAACAUGCAUCAACGCGCAUGCCGUCGGCUUCGACGAACUCUUCGCUUUCGUUCCUCGUUGAUGCGGUGAACGAUGGCAGCACCAACCCUCACCAAGCUGACUCUGCCGAAACCAGGAGUAGCAAAGAUCUUGGGGAAUCACAUGACUGUGGUGAUCUCGGUGAUGAUCGGUUGAGCAUCUCUUCAAGGCCAUCGCCCAGUUUUGUAGGGCGAUCUUCGGUGAGCACCGUAGGGGUGCCCUGUCGAUAUCGUGUGCUUGGUCCAGUACUCCCCUAUCUCGACGAUAUCAUCUCGGUCCCAACUGCGUGUGACCUUUUCGACGUAUUCCUUACAGAUCCGGGAAGCUCCUUGUUUCGCUAUGCUCCUCCGUAUAUACUCACCCGCAUUUUCCGUAGGAAGUCGCUUCUAGAUCCCACAAACCCUCGCCCAGUCUCUGCAGCAUUGCUUGCCACAAUCCUGUGGUGUUGCGCCCAAGCGGCGGAGGUACCAUCAUUGCUCUUACCGGGAGCGAGGAGGCGAACCACAAAGGCUCUGUAUGACUUAGCUGUCGCCUUGAUAAACGAGAGAACAGAAAACCAUUAUUGGAUGCGCGAUGCUCAAACGGCGUCGGAACUGGCUGCGGUGAACACUGGGGAGAAAGGGCCACGAGCCUCCUUACCUGCAGAAGGACACGACGAUGACAUUGAGAGCCUACUCGGCGCCGUAGAUGAUGUCUUAACCUUCACGCUUCUCUGUGUCGCAGUUUCUGGAGGUGAAUUCAAAGCCGACUGCCAGGAGUGGUGGCAUCGGGCCACUCGAACUUCGAGAUCACUCGGCUUGCAUCGCGAGGAUGAGCCCUGCGCACUGCUUGGAGCAGUCUGCUUGAAGCCUCUUUGUUCUUGUCGGAUGCAGUCCCGAACACCAACGUUGGCUUUCCUCGAAGCUAAGGAGGAAAGGAGGAGAGCAUUCUGGUUACUAUAUUGCUUAGAUCGGCACCUAGGCCUUUCAUUCAACCGGACCCUUCAUAUUCCGGACUCAUAUGUAGAGGUCUACGCUCCUCUGCCGGAAGCCAUGUGGGAAGAGCUGGACGAACUGCCCGACAUCGCCCAUUUCACACGCAUCCUUGGCCCUCCAACAAGUAUUUCCGGUACGAGCUUCUUUGAAUACUUCUUACCACUUAUGGUGAUCCUGGGCGACAUCAUUGAACUGCACCACGGGCGGCAACACCCUCGAUUUUGCAGCUUCGCCACACCCGAUGCCGCUGCCCUCAUCGAGCAAGAAAUACAAAACUGCGAAGCUAGUCUAGGACUCCUCGAGUCUGAAGCCCACAUGCAUAGUCGCGAUAACCGCCAUCGUACCAACGAAGUCCACUUGGUCAUGGCAUACGCCACACACAUUAUACGAGUGCUUCAAGUCCUACUUUACAGCAAAUGGGACCCUAUCAGCAUGCUGGACAAUGACGAUGGCUGGAUUUCUACUGAGGACUUCUCCAGGUGCGCAUCCUACGCCAUCGCCGCGUCGGAGGCAGUGUCACGGAUCCUCGAACUGGACCCAGAACUGGCGUUCAUGCCCUACUUGUUCGGGAUAUACCUACUUCAGGGCAGCUUCAUCCUCCUCCUGUUUGCCGACCGCAUGCCGCAGCUUGGCCUGAACCAGAGCGUGGCCCAGGCGUGCGAGACCGUCAUUCGGGCCCAUGAAGUGUGUAUUGUGACGCUGAGCACCGAGUUCCAGAGGAGUUUCCGCCGAGUUGUGAGGUCUACAUUGUACAGUGUUCGGGGGAUCAGCGGGGAGGAAUUAGAGGAGUACAAAUUGAUGAGACGGCGGGUCCUCUCCCUGUAUCGUUGGACCAAAGGCGCCAGGGGUUUGGGAAUAUGA
Neoarthrinium moseri is the source of this 2229-nucleotide messenger RNA. RefSeq lists its product as uncharacterized. The transcript is spliced from 4 exons. Gene Ontology annotation, biological process: DNA-templated transcription; regulation of DNA-templated transcription. Bases 1 to 2229 code for a protein of 742 amino acids. The record is from RefSeq and is a predicted model, not a curated record. NCBI's taxonomy places the organism in Eukaryota, Fungi, Ascomycota, Sordariomycetes, Amphisphaeriales, Apiosporaceae. Gene Ontology annotation, molecular function: zinc ion binding; DNA-binding transcription factor activity, RNA polymerase II-specific; DNA binding.